This is a messenger RNA of Solanum pennellii, 1560 nucleotides long. Its product is annotated as R3H domain-containing protein 2. The coding region runs from base 328 to 1356 and encodes 342 amino acids. The transcript is spliced from 4 exons. Lineage: Eukaryota; Viridiplantae; Streptophyta; Magnoliopsida; Solanales; Solanaceae. Gene Ontology annotation, molecular function: nucleic acid binding. The record is from RefSeq and is a predicted model, not a curated record.
UCGAAAAAAAAAGACAAAACCCAAUCCCUAUUGAAUACAAUGAGACCCUUUUCUUCUUCUUCUUCUUCUUGUUGGGGGAUAAGAAGCCAAUAAGGGUUUUCUCUUCUCAAUUUCUCUCUUCUUUUUCUUCUCUAUAGAGAAAGAGAGAGCUCUUCAAAGAAAAUCUCUUCUUCUUCUUCAUAUCCCUUUUGGGGUUGAAGAAAAAAGAAGGAAAAAAACAAAGAGAGAGCGACAAAAAACCCUUUUGUGUUCCAAUUUUUGGAUACAUAUAUUACCCAUCCUUCCAUACAUAUCUUUUUUUAGGGAGUUAUUUUUUACUUUUUAACAAUGGAUUCGGGUUCUUCUGCUUAUUUGUCAAUGGUGGAUCCUUUCUUGGUUGAAGCCCUUCAAAACCCACGUCAUCGUCUUACCAUUCUAAGAAUGGAACUCGACAUUCAGAAGUUCUUGCUAAGUUCCGACGUGCAACAGUUUGAGUUCCCACAUUUUCCGACUUCCUACCUUCGUCUUGCUGCGCACCGUGUUGCUCAACACUAUGGUUUGCAGACUAUGGUUCAGGAUAAUGUUGUGGAUGGUCAGGGAGCCAAAAUCCUGGUGACAAGAAAACCUGAAAGCAAAUACCCUGCUGUGCGUUUAUCGGACGUCCCACCUAAACAAUCUGACAGUGACAAAUACGAGAAGAUGAAAAUAGUAAUACAACCAAGGCCGAGUAACACCUCUUCGAAAGAUAGUGAAUUGGGUGCAAAACGCAGUCAAGUAAGAACUGUGGAAGAGAGAAAAGAGGAGUAUGACAGGGCACGUGCACGCAUUUUUAAUAGUCCUAUUAACUCUGAGACUAGAGACAAUUUGGUUCGUGUUGCUUCUGACCUCAAGAACAACAUAGAUGAGAAUGAAUCUUCAAACAGGUUACUCUUGGAUAUGGAGAAAAGCAUCAGCAACAGAGAAGGUGGUACUUCUUCCCGAGUUGCCAUCUUUAGGGACAGGGAGAAAGAGCUGAGUGACCCUGAUUAUGAUCGGAAUUAUGUUAGAUAUGUUAAGAGUGUCCCAUCUGGUCAGUGCUUUAGCGUGGCACCUUUUGAUGUGCAGAAGUUUCAGCCUCCAUAUGUACAUUACGAUGCUGUUUUUCCUCAGAUGAGUCAGCUGCCCAGUGCUCAAGCUUCACCAAAUUACAGGAGCCCUGUUCUUAGCCCAUACCAUGCCAUGGGAUUCAAUCAGACCCUCAAUGAUGGAGUAUUCAUGCAGUGGCCAACCCAGAGCAUGAUUUAUGCACAUUCAUAUGAUCAAGUUAGGCAUGCCUUCUUUCAGCCUUCUUUCUGUCAGCAACCGCUAAGCUUUGGAUACUCCCAGAACCACAGUUGAUGUUGAAUGUAAUUUUUGUUCUCUCUUAGUGCUCUAUCCUGGUGUAGGUUAAAAAUGUAAUACUCUCUCUAUUAAACUUGGUGCUCUGCAUUAUUAGUCCCUUUUGCUUUUCAUUUUUUGGAACUCAGUUCGAGUGGAAGAAUUAAGUACUGACUUCAUAUGAACUACUAUAUGCAUUUGCUAUUAUUACUCCCUUACUAUUAA